AGGAGUAGAAGAUGAACAAACCUAUAACUUCAUCAACAUAUGUGCGCUGCCUCAAUGUUGGACUAAUUAGAAAAUUGUCAGAUUUUAUUGAUCCUCAAGAAGGAUGGAAAAAGUUAGCUGUAGCUAUUAAAAAACCAUCCGGUGAUGGAAGAUACAAUCAGUUUCACAUAAGGAGAUUUGAAGCCUUACUUCUGACUGGAAAAAGUCCCACUUGUGAAUUACUGUUUGACUGGGGCACCACAAAUUGCACAGUUGGUGAUCUCGUGGAUCUUUUGAUACAAAAUGAGUUUCUUGCCCCUGCAAGUCUUUUGCUGCCAGAUGCUGUUCCCCAAACUGUGUAUACAGUACCUUCUCAUGAAGCAGUAACAGCUCAGCAGAAACAGGUGCCUCUCUAUGGCAGAGCCGAGACAUCUGUGGUGCCAGUACGCAACCUUGAACUGAGCUAUCUGCCUCCUGACUCCUCAAGUACAGAGAAUGAAAGUUUAGAGGCUAGUGAUACACGUUUUCAUAGCUUUUCAUUUUAUGAGUUGAAGAAUGUCACAAAUAACUUUGAUGAGCGGCCCCUUUCUGCCGGCGGUAACAAAAUGGGAGAAGGAGGAUUUGGAGUUGUUUAUAAAGGCUCCUUGAACAACAGAACCGUGGCAGUAAAGAAGCUUGCAGCAGUGGUUGACAUCAGUACUGAAGAACUGAAGCAACAGUUUGAUCAAGAAAUAAAAGUAAUGGCAAAGUGUCAACAUGAAAACUUAGUAGAACUACUUGGUUUCUCUAGUGAUGGUGACGAUCUCUGCUUAGUUUAUGUUUACAUGCCCAACGGUUCAUUGCUUGACAGACUGUCUUGUUUGGAUGGCACUACACCACUUUCUUGGCACACGAGAUGCAACAUUGCUCAGGGUGCAGCUAAUGGCAUCAAUUUUUUACAUGAAAACCAUCAUAUCCAUAGAGAUAUUAAAAGUGCUAAUAUCUUAUUAGAUGAAGCCUUCAUAGCCAAAAUAUCUGACUUUGGGCUUGCACGGGCUUCUCAGAAGUUUGCCCAGACAGUCAUGACGAGCAGAAUUGUGGGAACAACAGCUUAUAUGGCACCUGAAGCUCUGCGAGGAGAAAUCACACCCAAGUCUGACAUCUAUAGCUUUGGUGUGGUUUUACUAGAAAUAAUAACAGGACUUCCAGCUGUGGAUGAACACCGGGAACCCCAGUUAUUGCUCGAUAUCAAAGAAGAAAUUGAAGAUGAAGAAAAGACUAUUGAAGAUUAUAUUGAUAAGAAGAUGGAAGACGUUGAUUCCAGUUCAGUUGAAACUAUGUACUCUGUGGCUAGUCAGUGUCUGCAUGAAAAGAAAAACAAGAGACCAGACAUUAACAAGGUUCAGCAGCUGCUGCAAGAGAUGACAACUUCAUGA
Chrysochloris asiatica (Cape golden mole) is the source of this 1394-nucleotide messenger RNA. RefSeq names its product interleukin-1 receptor-associated kinase 4 (gene IRAK4). Gene Ontology annotation, biological process: signal transduction; protein phosphorylation. The coding region runs from base 12 to 1394 and encodes 460 amino acids. The transcript has 11 exons. Lineage: Eukaryota; Metazoa; Chordata; Mammalia; Afrosoricida; Chrysochloridae. Gene Ontology annotation, molecular function: magnesium ion binding; protein serine/threonine kinase activity; ATP binding. The record is from RefSeq and is a predicted model, not a curated record.